Messenger RNA from Pelecanus crispus (Dalmatian pelican), 1238 nucleotides. The record is from RefSeq and is a predicted model, not a curated record. NCBI's taxonomy places the organism in Eukaryota, Metazoa, Chordata, Aves, Pelecaniformes, Pelecanidae.
AUGAGUGGCAUUCCUCAGGGGUUGGUAUCGGGACCAGCGCUGUUUAACAUCUGUGUCAGUGACAUGGACAGUGGGAUUGAGUGCACCCUCAGCAAGUUUGCUGACAGCACCAAGCUGUGUGAUGCAAUCGACACGCUGGAGGGGAGGGAUGCCAUCCACAGGGACCUUGACAGGCUCGAGAGACAGAAUUCAUCUAUGUCCAAGCAACAAUUAAACCAAAGACCUUCAAGCAUGGUCAGUGAAACGUCCACUGCAGUAACUACAUCUGCUGUUGAUACAAAACCUGGCCCUAAGGUUGUAAAGGCUGGAAACAAAGUUCAUAGUUUUGGAAAGAGGGAACAAGCUAUCAGGAGGAAUCCCAAUGUUCCUGUCAUAGUAAGGGGCUGGCUACACAAACAGGAUAGCUCUGGAAUGCGAUUAUGGAAAAGACGAUGGUUUGUGCUUGCUGAUUAUUGUUUGUUUUACUACAAAGACAGCAGAGAAGAAUCUGUUUUGGGUAGCAUACCAUUGCCUAGUUACGUAAUAUCUCCAGUUGGACCUGAAGAUCGCAUAAAUCGCAAAUUUUCUUUUAAGGCUGUUCAUACAGGUAUGCGGGCAUAUAUUUAUAAUAAGAAUUCUGUUACUGGCUCUCAGGCAGAGCAUUCAGGGAUGCGGACAUACUACUUCAGUGCAGAUACCCAAGAGGAUAUGAAUGGCUGGAUCCGGGCUAUGAAUCAAGCUGCUCUUAUGCAAACACACUCUUCACUGAAGAGAGAAACUGAAAAAGUGGAUCAGCAAGCUGUUCCCCAAGUCAAUCAUGUGGAUGCCUGUAAAGAGUGUGUGAAAGCAGAGGUUACAGAUACAAAAGAAAGUUAUCAAAAAUCAGCUGAAAUGCUUGGAUAUGAUAAGCAUGAAGAGAUAAGAAGAGAAAAAGAGGAGGAGGAGCGUUAUAUCCACAGAAAAGAAACUCUGGAAACUAAAAAGGGAAAGGCUAAGCAUGCGUUAACAGAAGCUGAUUCAUUAUUUCCAGACUUAACGAAUGCAUCCCGAUCCCAAGUAGCUCAGCCUCAGCCAGCUGAGAAGAAUGGAACGCUUCCUAGUUCAUUAAGUAUGAGUGCUGGCCUAGUGGAGCAGAAUGGUACCAGCUCCUAUAAAAGAGGGUUUGUUCCCAGAACAAAUCCAGAUAAACAGAGUCAAAGAAAAAGUAACAUGGCUCAAGUGGAGCACUGGGUAAAAGUCCAAAAAGGAGAUACAAAAAG